CGGCCGUUGGGCCCCGACUUUGUGUGCCUCUGGUAUGACGCUGGCGUUGAAAGGGAGUAAGUAUGUGAUGAUCCUGCGACUUCCAGGCAUCCGGGAUUUCCUGAGUGCAUCGUGACUUUUGAAUUGCCGGGAUGUAAGGAUUCAUACCAUGCUUGCGACUUGACCGCUGGUUUAUGCAACGAAGCCCGACUUCUAAGCUCGCGUCUGAUUUGUGCGCUCUUGCUAUCCCUCUUGCAACUUUGCGUAUUAUGUGGAGCGCCUCAAACUUUGUGCUUCGUAUGGCUUCCUUUCAUCCAAUAUUACCCCGAUCAGCUUCCGAACACAUUGACAUAGUAGUACUUUGCGAAGCGCUGAGAACAGUCCGAUACGCGGAUGCAUUCAAUGCGAAGGUCCGUGCGCGCCAGAUAGACAAUCGCUGUAAACCCGACUCCAGCCGCAAUGGAUGGCCAAUGGUGCCAGCGGGCGAGCAGCGUGGUGGCGCGUCGGUUCGCACGGGUGAAUCUGGCCUCGAUUCGAGGAAGAUCCACUUGGGCGGCACGCAUCUCAGCGAAACUUUGGUUAAUUAUGGCUGCCGAUCUUUGUUCCUGGACAUUUGCAUCCGUGGCACUCCGAUACGCGCAAGUCAGAUGAUCCCUUUGGCUGCGGCUGAGAGUUGGACGGGCGUCGCGCUUCUGCAUGCAGCGGGACGCUGCAAUGUGGCACGGCUUCGUGCUGGUUCUUGAUGUGGACAGCACGUACGGAGUGCGAAGGUCGCCAGGCGUACAUGGUAUCAGAAGCAUGUCAAAUACAAGCUUGGCGCUGGCACGUGCUACCAUAAUGCUGAGGUAUGUUUCCAAGAGAUAUGUGAAGGUAAUAAGUUACAGACCUGCUUAGAUGAGGCUAUAUAGUACAGCAGACAACAUUU
Laetiporus sulphureus 93-53 is the source of this 904-nucleotide messenger RNA. RefSeq lists its product as uncharacterized. The record is from RefSeq and is a predicted model, not a curated record. The transcript has a single exon. Lineage: Eukaryota; Fungi; Basidiomycota; Agaricomycetes; Polyporales; Laetiporaceae. The coding region runs from base 174 to 722 and encodes 182 amino acids.